CGCCCCCUGUUGCUGUGUGGGCUGCGUGUGGCUGCCCCCCUGAUCACCUCUCCUUUCUCCGCGCCCAUCUUCUCCUCCCCUGCUACCUUCCCUCCUCUCGCGCUCACCAACGCCCUGGUUCACGCCCCUGGUUCACAGGGGCUCGGUAACAGCGUGGGUGCUGUGUGGGCCGGGCGUAGCGGCGUGGCUGCUCUACUGGAAGCACUCACACUACGAGAGGCACAGGGAGGAGGCGUUGGUCUGCUGGUGGCGGCGUGGGUGCUGUGUGGGCUGGGCUUUUCAGCAUGGCUGCUCUACUCGAAGCAUUCCCAAUACGAGAGCCGCAGGGAGGAGGCGCUGGGCGUGUGGUGCAAGGAGCACGCCCUCAUGCUGCAGCAGCUCGUGCUGACCAAUGUGGGGCAGAUGCAGGUGAGGUUACAAGCAACGCGGUUGCUGCUCCCUGCGCUCAUGCUGCAGCAGCUUGUGCUCACCCAUGUGGGGCACAUGCAGACCCUCACAGGCAUUAUCUCGGUGAUGGGCAAGCCGGGGCGGAGGGGCAAGUGGGGGUUGGACAGGUGUUUGAACGGCAGCACAUGGGAGGCUUACCUUACUCGCACCGCCUAUGCCCGCCCGGGCAACACGGGGGCGACUGCUUGUGUCUUUGUCAGGGAUGAGGAGAGGGUAGGUGGAUGUGGAGCGGUGGGCAACAACAACAAGAAUGUCAGCGCUCAGCGCCCCAUGUACUGUACUGCCCCUGUCCUUCUCCUUCCUCUCUCCCCAACCUCCACUCCGAACCCUCUCUCCACUUCCCGAACCCUCCCCCCCUCGCCUCCGAUUUCUCCCCCUCUUCCCCUCCAUCCAGACUCAUCAAAAUCGUUCGAGAUGUACGAUGUCACCGACCCGUCUUCUCUCUUCGCCAUCGUCUCACCAGUCCCGCUGCACUACUACUUCCGCACCAACGACGCCCGCCCCUACAUGCUGCCCUCUCCUCUCUCCGAAACCCACCCUUGGGAGACACCCGCGGUGGUGCCUCUGGAUCAGUUGGGAGCGGGUGUGUGCAGAUACGAGGCUUGGUGCAGGCACACACAGCCUCCCAGUGCGUGGCAAUCGUGGGGCAUCCCCAUCCUCAUCGCUCUCUUCGCCCUCCUCCUCGUGCUGCUCGUGCUGGUAGCGGCGCGGAUCCAGCGAGCCCAGUUCUUCCAGACGCAGCAGCAGAUGGCGGGUGCAGACAAACUGAGGAGGAAGGCAGAAGACGCGGAGGCGUCAAAGAGCAUGUUUGUCGCGUGCAUGUCUCACGAGCUCAGGACACCAAUGAUGGGGAUCAUUGGCAUGCUCGAUGCGCUAGCGGACAUGGCUCUCCAACCCCCUGAGCUGUCAGACCUCCUCACGGCACGAGGUUGCGCGAUGGAUGCACUGCAUCUGGUCAACCGUGUAUUGGACCUGGCGAAGCUGGAGGCAGGCAAGGCGGUGGCGGAUGAGACAGUGAUUGAUGUGCGAUCGUGGCUAGAUGCUGUGCUGGACUGGCACGCAGAGGUUGCACGCUCCAAAGGCAUCGAGUGCUUUUCCACCACCGUCCCUCGUGCACCCACUUCCACAUUCACUAGCUGGACCUCUGCCUGGUCUUACUCAACAUUUUGCCGGCUGAAGGAAGCUGCAAAGGCGUUGCCAGAAGCAGCAGCAAGUGCAACUAGCAACGCAUUAUGUGGAUCAAGGGAGGGGAGGGGGGAUGCCAGGAGUCCAGAGGGGGCCAAUGGGCAGCGGCCAGCUGUGCUGGUGGUGUCAUGCCGUGACUCGGGAUGCGGCCUGCCAGCGUCUCUCCUCGGAGUUCACAGCAGCAGAGAGGCUUCGCACUUCUCGCUUGCGGUGACUUUAAUGAAGGGGGAGAUUGCCUUUGAUUCCCAGCCUGGCUGUGGCUCCACUGUGGCAUUUUCCGUGCCCGUGGCCGUUCCCUCGAUACAAGAACACUCCUCGCUACAAGAACACUGCUCAUAUGAGGAAGCAGAAGUGUUGGAAUCGCAAGACUUGCAGAGUCAGCAGCAGCAAGGGGGGGCGUCAUGGUCUCGUCGAUCCGUCUCUGUAGCCGAAAUCACCGCCACAACCACGGGACUACGAGCGGCGGCGGAUGAGGUGGUGACGCGGGCGUGGGUGGGCGGGCUGCGAGUGCUGGUGGUGGACGACACGCCCGUCAACCUCCUCGUGGCCCGCCGCUCCCUCGCCCGCUGGGGCGCCCGAGUCACCACUGCUUCCCGAGGGGAGGAGGCACUUGAGUUGAUUGCUGCUGACCUUGUCUCCACCACCUCCCGAGGAGAGGAGGCGCUUGGCGGGUUAGUUAGAGCAGGUGCUCGGGGGGCUGGUGAGAUGGGUGAGAGUAGCGGCAAGGAGAUAGCGGCUGGGGAGCUGGUUGGGAGCAGUGCGGAUAGUAGGGAGGGGUUUGGCGCAAGUGGAGCAAGGGGAGCUAGUGAGAGAGGAGGUGAUGCACGAGGAGUGGAUGGGAGAGGCGGGGACGGAAGAGGAGGGAAUGAAGGAGGCCGUGCAUCAUUGCAGCAUGGCUUCGACUUGGUUCUCAUGGACCUGCAGAUGCCGGGCAUGGACGGGUUCGCAGCAACAGAGGCGAUCCGUGCAUACGAGAGAAAGCUUAUGCUGGGCAUGGCACAAGAGGCACAGCAGGGAAGAGAGCAGGGGAGGGAGGAGGAAAGGGAGCAGCAAGGAGCAUUGGCUUCAGAGGGAAGUAUGGGAGGGCAACAGGGAAGCGUGCAGCAGGGAAGCAUACAGCAGGGGGACAUAUGGGAGAGCGCAGGGGGGAGAGCAGCAGUGGCGGGAGAGAUGCACAGGCGGGGCAUGAGCUGUGGAGGAGACUGGGGGAGGGGAGAGAGAUUUGUGCACAGGGAAAUGGGAGGACAAGGAGGGCAGAUUGAGGGAGCUUCUAGGGCUGGUUCGUCUGCUCUGCAAGCCUCUCACCUAGAAGCUGCUAACGCUGCUGCUGCUGCUGCUGCUGCUGCUGCUGCUGCUGCUGCUGCUGCUGCUGCUGCUGCUGCUGCUGCUGCUGCUGCUGCUGCUGCUGCUGCUGUUGCUGCUGCUGCUGCUGCUGCUGCUGCUGCUGCUGCUGCUGCUUCUUUGAGUGCCCAGGCUGUCUCCCUGCGGGUGCCCAUAGUGGCUCUGACGGCAGACGUGGAUCGUGGAGUGGUGCAGAGGUGUGCAGAGGGGGGAUUUGACGGUGUGCUGCAGAAGCCAGUGGAUGCCCACCUGCUCGCCGCCCACCUCUCCCAAAUGUGCUUCCACCGCUCCCUCGGGCGAUAG
Molecule: messenger RNA, 3276 nt
Organism: Closterium sp. Naga37s-1
Lineage: Eukaryota; Viridiplantae; Streptophyta; Zygnematophyceae; Desmidiales; Closteriaceae
Source: the annotation of a GenBank genome assembly